UGACGCACGUUGUAUAACUCAGCUUCUGUAACCAUCAGAAGUUACCAAACGUUUUUCCUCCAAGUUUUCACUCACGCCCACCUUUAUGCCACGUGACCAGCCGCCAUCCCCCAAGAACUCCACUUGCGACAACAGCAGCUGCUUGUUUUGAGACUGCGUAACACUAAAACUAUGGAGAAUUAUAAAGUGUUUCUGUCUGCUCUGUGCGCUGCAGCGAUAACCGGGUCACUCUCCAUUAUAUUUGUGCUGACAUGGGUCCUCCACUACAGAGAAGGGUUGGCCUGGGAUGGAGGGUCGGCGGAAUUCAACUGGCAUCCUGUCCUAAUGGUUGCUGGCUUGAUAUUUCUGCAAGGAGCUGCCAUAAUCAUCUUCAGACUUCCUUGGACUUGGGCGUGCAACAAGUUGGUGAUGAAGUGGAUCCAUGCAUGCUUACACUUACUGGCCUUUACUUUGGCUGUGAUAUCCACAAUAGCAGUGUUUGAUUUUCAUAACACUGCCAAAAUCCCAAACAUGUACAGCCUGCACAGCUGGCUGGGGUUAGCAGCUAUAAUACUUUACAGCUUACAGAUUGUUGCUGGAGUUGUCUUGUACCUGAUCCCCAUCACACCCGUGUCAUGGAGAGCAGCGUUCAUGCCACUCCACGUCUUUUUUGGAACUUUGCUGUUUGCAGGAAUCAUCUCUGUUGCACUUAUGGGCAUAACAGAAAAGCUCAUCUUUGCCUUGAAAAGCCCCAAGUAUAGCCAGUCUCCACCUGAAGCGCUCUUUGUGAACGUUCUUGGAGUGCUCUUGGUGGCUUUUGGAGCUGUUGUAGUGUACACUGUCACUCGAGUGUCUUGGAAACGGCCCAGUGACCAGGUCUUGCAUACCCUGCAUACCGACGAGGUGGGAGAGGACAAGGGAAAAAGUGGAACCAGCUCUGACACAACUACCUGAAGUAGCAGAUGCUGAGACUAGAGAUGUCAGAAGAAAACAUAAAGAGGAUGAAAACAACUUUGAAGUGGAUAUAUUUACCCUAUAUUGUUGGCUGUAUACGUUUUAGAAAAUAUAUAUUAAAUUUAUUAUAUAUAUAAUGAA
Messenger RNA from Boleophthalmus pectinirostris (great blue-spotted mudskipper), 1074 nucleotides. Its product is annotated as plasma membrane ascorbate-dependent reductase CYBRD1. The record is from RefSeq and is a predicted model, not a curated record. The transcript is spliced from 4 exons. Bases 172 to 933 code for a protein of 253 amino acids. Gene Ontology annotation, molecular function: oxidoreductase activity. Gene Ontology annotation, cellular component: lysosomal membrane. Lineage: Eukaryota; Metazoa; Chordata; Actinopteri; Gobiiformes; Gobiidae.